UGCGGCAGGGAGAGCGAGAAAGCCAGCAGGAGGCCUGAGGCAGGAAGGACACUGACUGCCUGCCUGGCCUGCCGCUUGGUGCCAUCCAGCUAAAAGCUAAAGGGCUCAAAUUGUAAUCCCCGGAUGAUGAAACCAUCAUGGCUGCCAUUCGCUGAGCUGUCAAGCUCUCGACGAAAGACAAGAAACAUAAAAGCCCAUGGAUCUGGUGGAUAUUUGCACUUUUUCUGCCACUGCAAAUAAAAAGCAGAGGGCGAGGAAGAAGAACAAAGUUUGGAACAAACGACUCCGGCGAAGGAAGCGUGCAGCUCAGCUCCCAACUAUGCAACGUGAAGCUCAAAAUGGUCCAAAGAAGUUACCCGAAAAACGCGAGCAAAGGACAGAGUGGCCUUCAUCAAUGAAGCUCCACCUAAAGGCACGGCAGAAUCGAAGCUGGACAAACCAUAGUAUUGAUGCACUCAGGUUUAGGUGCAUUCAUUGCAAGGACAAUUUGAAAUAUGUUCCCAAAGACUUGGUAAAACAUUUUGAGGAAAACCACAGUGGGAAUUCACCUGUUUUUUCAUGUCAUAUGUGUCCCUUUGAUGCACAUGACUUCUCCUACCUUCGGGUUCAUCUGCUAAGCCACAAGGACACUUUUUCUAGUUGCAUUAUUUGUAACGACAACCUGAAACGCACAUGGUCUGAACUGAGUGCACAUCUCGCAAUGUGUCACUGUCAAAAUGGCAAAUAUUCAUGUGAAAAGUGUGAGGGCUUCUCUACUGGCGACGUGACUGUGUUUUUAGAGCAUGUGUGUGUGCAUCAUCUCAGCCUCCAAAGAGCAAAUGAGAUUGGACUUCCCAAGGACAAUACCCAAUUUGGGUCGAUGAUAGCUAAUCAAACCUUCUGUUGUCCCCACUGCAGCUAUGAAGUAUCUCAGAAGUGGGUGCUUACAAAACACAUUAAUGCAAACCAUGGUUGCCUUAAAGGUAACCAGAGGAAGAAAAAAAUCCAUCCCAUAGCAACAAAAUCAAACAACACCCAAAUUACACCCAGAUUAACAAGGAGUACAGUGAGGGAAAUGUGCUGGUUGACACAGGACUGCCUCUCUCUUCCAGGUAGAGAGUUCCUGGAAAAGUACUGUCAUUUGUCUGAUCCCCAAACGACACUUGAGAAGACCCAGCAGUUUUUACUGAAAUCUGUUGCAGGUGAAAAAGGGGACCGGAAAUGGACCAAGGCUCUCAAAUCUGUUCUGUCUAAUGUUCCUCAAGACAUUAACGUCCAUAGAAAGUCUGAGAAUAGUAUCUUGUCCAAUUCAGAGGAUCUCACAUUCCUCACAGUCCAGAACAAGAUAACAGUAGCUCAGAAUGGUAUAUGCUAUGCUAAAAGGCUGAAGAUGGUAGAGAAGAUGGAAAAAGAAAGUCUUACUCCAGAAAAUCCUGCUGGUGACGCUUAUGAUGUUGACCAAAAGGGAUGUCAAAUAAAUUUGAAUGAUAAUCUACAUUGCCCUGAGACUGAAACAAAACCAUGUAAUAAUUCAUUAACUUCCACCCACAAUGAACAACUUGAUUGUGUCCAGAUCAUUGAAAAUGGUGAGAACCAGGAAUUAAAGACCAACUUCAAUAUUGGGGGAAAUGUAAGCCCUGAAAAUGUGCAAUUCAAUUUGGAUGGAAUCAAUCUUUAUGGUGAGCCAGUUUUGACAUAUGAGAGCCAAGAGCAGAAAACUGCUUACAAAGACAAACCAAAGAAUAAAUCUUUGAGAAGAAGUAAAAGAAAGUGCAAAUCUAAAAAGGUGAAGAAAGUAACCUCUGAAUUAGCCUUAAAGAUUGUGUUGAAGAAAAAUCCUGUCAAAGAAAGGCAGUGGGUGUCACAAAGCCCGUUACUUACAAUAGAUGGUCUUCCAGUGGAGGACCAGUAUGGAGGACCAAAUUCUGACAGAACAGUGAAGGUCUCGAUACCGGUGACUGAUCAACAAGACCCCCAAAAAGCCAGUGCAGCAGCACGUGCACGAUCAGGCACUGAACAGCCUCGAGUUAUCACUGCAAAUCCAGCAAGCUCUGAAAAUGUUCUCCUAAAUCAGCAUGUUGUGUUAAAAAAUUUGCUAUUGCCAUUUGAAGGAAAAAAUGAUGCUAACGAAUCACUACAAUUCUUGGAUACUGUUCCUGACAAGAGCAUCCUGUCAAACAUAAAGACUGCAGCUGAGGUGUGUCCCAAUUCCUCCUCGAGUGUUAUCCCAGACUGUAGUCCGUCAGCCAUUGAUAGAGCCAGUCAAAGCAGCCACAGCGAGUCUUCCCUUCUUUACCAACCAGCUAUUAUGCAAAAAGGUGUGAUGAACUCAGGAGGAGAACAGAGAACAGAACAGAGUGCUCAUUGUGUAGAAGUGCCUUUACACUUCACCCCACAGCUUCAAACCAAUGCUGACCCACCAGUGGAGAAUGCUAUCCAAGAGGAAUCGUGGCCAGCCUUUGUCGGCUGCUGGCAGCCUGCUCCAAAAACUCUGCAAAGAACGCUGAAAUUGAUAGCAAUGUACCCCACUCAAUUGAUAAGGCAUCCAGUGAGGGACCAACCUGUUGUGGUACUCAAUCACCCGGAUGCAGACAUCCCAGAGGUAGCCAGGAUCAUGAAUGUGGUCGGUCGUUACAGAGGAGCUGUGCAGAGGGUCGUUCUGUCACAAAGGACUUUGAACGCGCUUUCAAUCGCGACCGACAGGAUCCACGGGAUAAACCAUUUUAUGGAGGCUCAGACUCAACCAAUGUGGCACGGGGAGAACUUGGUCCAGGAAAGGUUUGUUUUAAAGCUUAGGCUGAGGAGACUAAGCAGGAAAAAGUACGAGGUGGUCGGUGCAGUUUCACCCAGUAGGGGGGUUGCAAAGAAAUUCAGUUGCUGGUUUUGUGGUAGGGUCUUUGAAAAGCAGGAGGUGUGGAUGGUCCACCGCCAGAGGCAUCUAAUGGACUGGAAAGGGCCAAACUCUGAGAACUUUUAAUUGUCGCUUACACUGGAAAACAAAAUACAACACAGCUAAACAAUCAUGGAAAUGGUGACAAUCAUCUUUUCAGUCUUAAUUAACCGUUGUCGCAGGUCCUAGAUAAUCUCAGGGUACCAUUACCAACCAUAAUCUUUUGUCUUGGCCAUUUUGAGUAACUGUUUUGAAAUUUCAUUAAGUUCGUAAAGUCACAAUAAUGUGAUUCCCUUAGUUAUUCAUACCUUUUGUGUUUGUCUACGCAAUCGCUUUAUUUAAAUACACUGUCACAUUUUAGAAAACACUGUAAAUGUAUUGCCACACAGUCUUGAUUUCUAUGUUGGGGUAGGCUGUUGUUUUUUGGAAUGCGAUGCCUAGACCUACAUUAGUCAAAUAUAAAAGAAAAAAUUGUAUUUCUAAAUAAGAUGAAGAAAAAGCAAUAAGCUGUUUUAUUCAACAUUUAUUUAUGAUUCUUAUGUAUAGACUUCAUUUUUUGGGCAAUGGAAUUAUUUCUUGUAAAUAUUUUGUAAAUUCUGAAUAACAUUCAAAGGUAGUAUUAUCUGUGAUGGAUAUAUUUUCCUGCAUUCAUUUAAUGGGAGCAGAUAUUCCUGAACAAGCUACAUUUUUAUACGAAAAGUUGUUUUAUAUUUCAGCAAAUGGAAUUUGAAUGAAAUUUCACAAGGACUGGUUGUUUUUCAGCUUACUUUUGUUUGACUUGAAAAUUAUUUUAAUUUUUUUUUUUUAAACUUGCACUAAAGGAGGAUUUCUAUUUCCUUUUACCUCACCUCAAGCCGACAAUCUCAACAGGUGUCCUCCUGUGGUAAAACAUCUCCUAAAACAGCCAUGAGAUCUCAGUACAGUAUUGACAGCACAGGAACUGUAGUUUGUGUGCAUGCGCAUUUGUUUCAUUCCAGGACCCUCUCUUUAAGUCACUGUAAAUAUGAAAUUUCCGUUUGAGAAGACAUUUCUUCUACAUUGUUGAGCUUGUGGUACUGCAAGUAUAUUUUUCCAUAAAGUGCCUUAAUUUUUUUUUUUUUUUUUUUUUGUUACGCAACCAGUCUGGAUGAGCAAUAUUUGUUGAUCAGAGAAUAAAAGCAAAUUGUGUGUUCCUGGUGACACAAUUAAAGAGAUAGAAUUAAAUAUUGCUUUUGCUUUAUUUGAAGAAAUGACAACUUGUAUGUUUAAAAAAAAAUCCUGCUACAGCUACUGUUAAAGCAUUUUUGUAAGUUUGAAUAUUGAGUGAACACUGCAAAGCAUCUCAAUAAAAUAUGUUCAAAGUC
Messenger RNA from Syngnathoides biaculeatus (alligator pipefish), 4212 nucleotides. RefSeq names its product zinc finger protein 518A. The transcript is spliced from 3 exons. The record is from RefSeq and is a predicted model, not a curated record. The coding region runs from base 197 to 2956 and encodes 919 amino acids. Gene Ontology annotation, molecular function: RNA polymerase II cis-regulatory region sequence-specific DNA binding; DNA-binding transcription factor activity, RNA polymerase II-specific. Lineage: Eukaryota; Metazoa; Chordata; Actinopteri; Syngnathiformes; Syngnathidae.